Durusdinium trenchii is the source of this 1650-nucleotide messenger RNA. The record is from the annotation of a GenBank genome assembly. NCBI's taxonomy places the organism in Eukaryota, Dinophyceae, Suessiales, Symbiodiniaceae.
CCUUGAGCCAAAAGAAAAGGGGCACCCCGAGACUUCCCACCUCUGCUUUCUGUUUCCCCAUGCCUGACGGCGGUUCCAGUGCGCUCCCGAAUUCACCCCCCAUAACCAUAUUGAUGUCUUCUUACGGAGGCUGGCUUUCGACCCGUCCCUUCUCAGGUAUAUAUAGUAUCAUUCUCUGAACCUCGCUUUGGGCUUGAAGCCCCAUUGCUCCUGACCAGGUGCCUGUUGCAGCCUUUGCCGCUUGUCCCUUUGCUCGUUGCGUCUUCAGGCUUUUGGCUCCAGUGCUGCAGAAGCAACCCGACGCAGCCCCCUUCGAAAGUUGGGGCUGAAAACCUUGCAGACUGCUCAUUUUUCCGGUGCUUCUGUUCCGCCAAGUCUUGAGGAUCUGGCUUUGGAAGAGGAUCAGUCCCAGCAGGGAUCUAGCAGUUUGAGUUAAUUUCGAAGUCUGACAUGACAUCUUUUUCCUGAGUCCUCACUGUCCUGACCAUAAGGCAUUGCUUUGGCUGGUCAAGCUGCCUUUAACUGACAGAGGUGCUAGCAUCCGCGAGAUCGAUGCAUCCUUCUGCUCCGUCACCACAGCCACCCUUGCUGCCUUGCCAAUGCUGCCGGCACUCGAGUCUCUAAACCUGGAUGGCUGUCAAGAUGUGGAUGAUGAGGGCCUUGCUGCAGUGGCGCAGCGUUGCCGGGGAUUGCGGUGUUUCAGUAUCUACUGGAACGUGAAGGUCACCGAUCAAGGUCUUGGGAGAGUCUUGAGGGCGCAGCCAUGCGGAAAGCUGCAGGAGCUGUGCUUCAGUGGUUGCAAAUUCUUGGGUGACGAGACUGUGCAGCGCAUCGUGGGACGUGCUCCACAGCUACGGCUGCUGGACUUGACCAGGUGCCCUAAGGUCACCGAUAUGGGGGCGACCUUGGUUUGCGAAAACCUUUGCGAAUUGCAAGUGCUUCGGCUCUAUGCCAUGGCUCAGCUUACUCCAGCCGCCUUCAAUGGUCUCCAGAGGCUGCCCUUGCUCAAAGAGUUGGAUCUUUGUGGCUGCCGCUGCGAAGACGAGAGUGUUGUUGCUUUUGUAACGCAUGCAAAGCCAGGAGUCUUGGAGACACUAAAUUUGACAUGGUGCUGUGCUCUCACUGAUGCAACCAUGCUUGCCAUAGCAAAGCAUUGCACCCGUUUAAACUGGCUGAGCUUUUUUGGCAACCUCAACAUCACAACAGCAGCGGUGGAGGCCUUGGCCGCGGCCGCCCCGGGCGCUUCACUGCGCUACCUGGACCUGCGAGGCCUCGCAGCUGCCCCGCCCUACAGCGAUGGGAAAAGCGUUCGGCAAAUUUUCCCUCAACUCCUCUCCACCGAGUUGCAUCACUGAAGUCUGUUGUGUGAGCGACCACCCACUGGUGCUGCAGCAGUGUUUCCUGGAAUGCUGUGGUCGAAACGAGCGGAAGAGAACAGUGCUGGAGGAAAGAAAUGGUUCUGACGUAAAACAUGUUGAUUGAGUCUUUGGGUUGUGCUUGACGUUCUCACAGCAGAUUACAUUGGCGAGGAGGCUUCGCUGUUUUAUUGCACCUGAUGACAGGCUGGCGGCAAACCAAGAAAGAAGAUCCCUUGUAGCCGGACUGGCCAGUAACCUGAGCAAAGUGAACCCCAGAUCAGCGCAGUCUGAG